AUGAUAAUUAAAUAUGGUUUUACCUCAACAGGGAGGAGAAUAGCCAAAAUACUUAAAGAUGUCGAUAAAGAUUAUUCGAAAGUGUAUAAAACUCAACUCUAGAAAAUGAAGAUUAAGGAUAUGUCUAAAAAGUACAUCAAUAUACAGGAUUCUUCAUAAAAGAUUGAACAUUUGACUAAACCCUACAAUUUCAAUAAAUAUAUCAAAUAGCAAUACAAGAAGACCAUCGAUAAAGUGGUUGAAAAGGAAGUCAAUAGAAUGGAAAGACAAGAAGUGGAAGACAAAAAAUUGAAAUGGGUGGAAAAUGCAUAUAUGACAGAAGAAGUGAAAAAAUUUGAAAAAUUGUUAUUCCAAAAAAAUGAACGUCUCAGACUCCUUAAAUAAGAAGAUAAUCGAGUUCAUAAUCAUCUGCCUCCUUAAUAUUUGCAAGAGUAAGGUGAAGCCGAAUAUUUGCAAUUGAAUUCCCAACAUCAAUAAUAUAAGUCAACAUUGCAUCAAUUGCACAAUUAGAGAAUUACAGAAAUGAGGGAAAAUGUUAGGAAUCCUUAUGGGUUCUUAAUCAAAAGCCAAUUAUUAGUUUAGUAUCCAAGCCUAAAAUAAACAAUUGAAUCACAUCUUCCAAAAUUAGAGAAUAUUCAAGUUGAUGAAUUUGUAGAUGAACUGAAAUCUAAAGUUGAUUCAAGAACUAGUCUAAUUGAUUGGGAUUCUGUCAAAUAGUUUUAUGUAGGAAUGUAGCAACAGAGAGACAACUCUUUGAUUACCUUUUCGCAGCAUCAAUCGAGUGUAAAUGUGAUUCAGGAUUACUAAAAUUAUUUGAUGGAUAAAUUCUACAAUAAUUCACUCUAAAUGAGAACAAGGGGAUAGAUCUAGUUUGCUGAUCUAACAGAAGAAGAAUGCGUCAGAUAUAUUAAAUAUGACAUAAGCACACCUGAAAUCCUAAUGAGGUUGAUCUCUACUAUGGAUUAAAUUCCUGAUCAAUUUACUCCUAAGAUCGCAUCCUCAAUCUUAUAGAAAUUAGUGGUUGUCAAAAAAGAUCAGCUAGCCCUGUUAUCAGACGAUAGAUACAGAGCCUUAUUGAAUUACAUUGCUAGAUCCGAGUAUGAUGAUCAAACCUUGGCUUAAACCAUCCUUGCAUUGAGUCUCUUACAACCUAAAUCAAUACAAACUGUCUAUGAUAAGCUAUCGUAUCACUUGUAUGAUAAUUUAGCAACUCAGCUGAUUCCAAGAAUCUAAUAAUUAUCGAACUCGUAAUUUUCAAUGAUUGUUAGGAAUUUUCAUUCAUUGCCAUUAUCAAAAAAUCUAUAACUCUAAAAUCUUUUAGUUUAGGAUAUCAUAAGAAAUAGAAUCAAUAAUAAUUUAAGUGUUUAUGAGGCUGAGUCAUUCAUAUCAUUUUUAUCAAGACCUUUAAUAAAUGAUUAGAGUCUCAGUAUUGUUGUAUAUAAUUUAACUCAGACUCUAUUGUGCCAACCUAAUUCAAUCUUAGAAAUUGAUAGAGAUACUUUAAUGAUCUUGUCAUCUACUCUUUUAAAAUUAGAGGAUAAUAAAUAGAUUUCAUCAUUAUUAAAGAGCAAUUCCAAAAAUCUUUAAUCAGCAAUAGAGUCUUGUGAAUGCAGACAUCUGGCUUAAUUCUCGUUGCUUUUAUCUAAGUUAGAUGUUCAUCGAUCUCAUGAUUUGGUUUAAUAAACUAAAAAGAGAUUUGUUGAGAUCUUAACCUACAGGAAAAAGGAGUAAGAUGAAUUUGAUAUUGCUAUGAUCACAUCAUCCUUGAGUCAAAUAGACAUCAAAAUGAUGUAUCCCAUUAGAAGAGUAAACGAGGUGAUACUGCUUCAAACUGUAUUUCAUAGAUACCCAUAUAGUUACAAAUCAGCUAACCAUGUUCCCUAUCAAAAAUUAAUGAAUCUAUUGCAAUCAUAUGAUAAAAUGUUCUCAGAGAAGAGUUUGAUCAUCCUCUUUCACAGUCUAAUAACGGUCGGCCACAUCCAUAAGGAUGCCUUCCUAUAAUCACUUCAGCAAGUCCAAGAUACACAGUACUUGUUCCCCCUAUUAAUCCAAUUAAACACUUUGGAUCACAACCUGGAUUAAGUUGUUUCCAAAUUUAAUCAGCAAACCAAUCCAUCCAUUUAAGGAGUUCUAUUCUAUUUAUAAGCCAUGUUCUAUUUUAAUAAAUUACAAGGUUCAGAUUUGGAGAAAGUUGAUCCCACAAAAAUUUCAGAAUUAGAUCAAACCAGUAAAUGCUUCUUGAUGAUGCUUAUCACUUCACUUCCAAAGUGUGAAAUCGGAUAAUAGUUAUACAAUGAAUUAAUCCUUGCUCUAGAUCCGUAAUAUAUUGAACAAAAAUACUUGCUUCUAUUGUCUAGAAUUCAAUGUAACUACUAAUAAGGGGAAUUGCAAUUGUUACUAACUCAAAUGAGAUAAUAGGCUACUUAAAGAAAUAGUGAAGUUGGCAUUGAAAAGUAUCUGCCCCAAUAAGUCAUCCAAUAAGCAGCAGACCUAUUUACUAAACAAGGUUACUAAGUGCAGAAGAAUGUUUUGUUUCCCUUAUUCUAAUCAGAUUUAUUGAUUGAUAAUAAGAUAGCAUUCUAGUUCAUAUCUGUAAAUGAAAUGAUAGAUUGUGGAGGCCAAUUCUAAUUUACAGGAAUGUAAAAACUAUUAAGAAGAAGAAGCAACGUAAAUUACAUCAUCUACGAAGAAUUCAUCAGAAGUCAGGAUCAAUUUUAGUAUCUAAAAUAAUUCUUAUGA
Paramecium octaurelia is the source of this 2739-nucleotide messenger RNA. The record is from the annotation of a GenBank genome assembly. Lineage: Eukaryota; Ciliophora; Oligohymenophorea; Peniculida; Parameciidae.